Pestalotiopsis fici W106-1 is the source of this 1488-nucleotide messenger RNA. RefSeq lists its product as uncharacterized. The record is from RefSeq and is a predicted model, not a curated record. Gene Ontology annotation, biological process: carnitine biosynthetic process. The transcript has a single exon. The coding region runs from base 1 to 1488 and encodes 495 amino acids. NCBI's taxonomy places the organism in Eukaryota, Fungi, Ascomycota, Sordariomycetes, Amphisphaeriales, Sporocadaceae. Gene Ontology annotation, cellular component: mitochondrion. Gene Ontology annotation, molecular function: oxidoreductase activity.
AUGUCUCCAGCUUUGGUUGCUCGGGCGCUUUCGGGUUUCCGGUCUACCCUCAGAACACCUAGAGGCGGCAAUGGGCUGCAACGUGUAACAGUCAUCAAUCGCACAACUCCAUCAUUCAUGAGAUUGAGUACGGCUGGAACACCUCAGGAUACGACCCCUCAACGCCGUCCUUCUAGCACAGACAGAAGCCAGAACAAAGCCGAUACACUGGCCCUACCAGGCAACGGGGGGCGGAUCCGCAAAUACAGCAGCAUAAUCAAAGAUCCAGACGCCUGGUCGGUGGUCUCGGGGCUUGAGUCUAAUUCACCUAUCACGCUUUCAAACCCGGCAAGACCCAAGCCCCUUGUCCUCAAUCUUCACGCUCUCCGGGAUGCUUGCGCAUGCGAUAAGUGUGUGGAUCCCCAUUCAGGCCAGAAGAAUUUUGGCACCACAGAUAUCCCUGAGGAGCUAUCAGUGCUGAGCUCUAGGCGAUUGGAGGAUGCCUCUCUGGAGGUGGUGUGGGAAAACGAUUUCAUCACGUCCGAACACCACAGAUCCGUCUUUCCUGCCGAGCAGGUCAGAGAAUGGGGUUUUCCCCAAACUGCCGUGUCUCACAAACGCACCUUGCCACACGCUCGGCUGUGGGAUAGUGAAAGUUUUGCCGCCACUCCUUCAAGAGUUCAAUACGACGAUUGGAUGUCGGACGGCAGCAGAUACCACGAAGCAGUGGCACAGCUUCACAAUUACGGCCUUGUUUUCAUUGAUGGCGUUCCCAAGUCUGAGGAGUCUGUAGUUGGCAUUGCUACGCGGAUUGGGCACGUGAUGGAAACCUUUUAUGGACGAACUUGGGAUGUCCGCUCCAAGCCACAAGCCGAAAACGUUGCCUACACAAACACUUUCUUGGGCCUUCAUCAAGAUCUCCUUUACACUGCUGAUCCUCCCCGUGUACAAUUUCUUCAUUGUCUUGAGAACUCUUGCGAAGGCGGCGAAUCCAUAUUCAGUGACUCGCUCCGUGCAGCCAAGCUAAUGGAGCUCGGUCCCAGCCAUCUGUUUGACGCUCUGCAAAAGAGAAAGCUUGUUUACCAUUACAACAAAGACGGCCAUUUCUACGAGAAACGUCGCCCAGUCUUGGAUCGAUUUGGCUACAAGGUGUACUGGAGCCCCCCAUUUCAAUCACCCCAUCAAAGUAUGGGUGGACAUGAAUUCAUCACCACAUGGGUCGAGGCUGCCAAGAUGUUUCGGCAAUUCUUGGAGGAUGAAAAGUGGUUAUACGAACAUAAACUCGAGCCGGGCCAGUGCGUGAUCUUUGACAACUUAAGAGUAAUGCACGGGAGGCGGCGAUUCGACACCAGUGCCGGUAGUCGAUGGCUGAAGGGGACAUAUGUCUCCAGUGAUGAGUGGAAGAGCAAGAGGAUGACUCUCGCCAAGGAGAUUACGGAAGUCAAUGGUGAAAACAAUCCGACUCCAAGGAAGCAAGCCAGGAGGCUUAAGGCCAAACAUCAUAUCUGA